UGAAGAAGAAGAAGACUCUUCAAAUGCUCGCGCGAACUCGCUUCUGUAGAAAACCAUAGAAUCAUUUUAUCUUCCUCAGUCUCAUUCCCUUUCUGACGAACUUAUUCGAAGAAGAAGAUGGCGAGCAAGCUCAAAGUCGAUGAACUCCGUUCAAAACUCGCCGAGCGUGGACUCAGUACUACCGGAGUCAAAGCCAUUCUGGUAGAGAGGCUUGAAGAGGCUAUCGCAGAAGACACUAAGAAGGAAGAAUCGAAGAACAAGGGGAAAAGGAACCGAGAUUCUUCGGAUGAUACUGAUGAAUCGAACAAAUUGAUUGCGAUUGGCGAAUUUCGUGGGAUGAUUGUGAAGGAGUUGCGAGAGGAAGCUAUUAAGAGAGGCUUAGAUACAACAGGAACCAAAAAACAACUUCUUGAGAGACUCUGCAAUGACGUUAAUAACGACUCCAAAGCACCAAUCAAAUCGGGGACAGAGGAAGCUGAAGAUGACAAAAAUGGGUUUGAUGAAGAAAAUAAAGAAGAGAAAAUUGUAACAGCGACAAAGAAGGGUGCAGCUGUAUUGGAUCAAUGGAUUCCUGAUCAGAUAAAGAGCCAGUACCAUGUUCUACAAAGAGGUGAUGAUGUUUAUGAUGCCAUCUUAAAUCAGACAAAUGUCAGGGAUAACAAUAACAAAUUCUUUGCCCUACAAGUUCUAGAGUCGGAUACUAAAAAGACAUACAUGGCUUACACUAGAUGGGGAAGAGUUGGUGUGAAAGGACAAAGUAAGUUAGAUGGGCCUUUUGACUCAUGCGAUCGUGCAAUAGAAAUAUUUACCAAUAAGUUCUGUGACAAGACAAAGAAUUAUUGGUCUGAUAGAAAGGAAUUUAUUUCUCAUCCCAAGUCCUAUACAUGGCUUGAAAUGGAUUACGGAAAAGAGAAUGAUUCAUCGGUCAAUGAUAUUCCCAAUUCAUCUUCCGAAGUUAAACCUGAAAAUUCAAAACUAGAUAGUCGGGUUGCCAAGUUCAUUUCUCUUAUAUGUAAUGUCAGCAUGAUGGCACAGCACAUGAUGGAAAUAGGAUAUAACGCUAACAAAUUGCCACUUGGUAAGAUAAGCAAGUCCACAAUUUCAAAGGGUUAUGAAGUGUUGAAGAGAAUAUCAGAGGUGAUUGAGCGGUUUGAUAGACAGAGGCUUGAGGAACUGAGUGGAGAGUUCUAUACUGUGAUACCACAUGAUUUUGGUUUUAAGAAAAUGAGUCAGUUUGUUAUCGACACUCCUCAAAAGUUGAAACAGAAAAUAGAAAUGGUUGAAGCAUUAGGUGAAAUUGAACUUGCUACAAAGUUGUUGUCGGUCGACCCAGGAUUGAAGGAUGAUCCUUUAUAUUAUCACUACCAGCAACUUAAUUGUGGUUUGACGCCAGUAGGAGCCGAUUCAGAAGAGUUCUCUAUGGUUGCCAGCUACAUGGAGAACACUCAUGCAAAAACGCAUUCGGGAUACACAGUUGAGAUUGCUCAACUAUUUAGAGCUUCAAGAGGUGUUGAAGCUGAAAGAUUCCAACAGUUUUCAAAUUCGAAGAACAGGAUGCUACUCUGGCAUGGGUCACGUCUCACUAACUGGGCCGGGAUUUUAUCUCAAGGUCUCCGGAUAGCUCCUCCUGAAGCGCCUGUAACUGGUUACAUGUUUGGUAAAGGGGUUUACUUUGCUGAUAUGUUCUCCAAGAGCGCGAACUAUUGCUAUGCUAACCACGGUGCUAAUGAUGGCGUUCUACUCCUCUGUGAGGUUGCUUUGGGAGACAUGAAUGAACUCCUAUAUUCAGAUUAUAACGCGGAUAAUUUACCCCCGGGGAAGCUAAGCACAAAAGGUGUGGGGAAAACAGCACCAAACCCAUCCGAGUCUCAAACACUAGAAGACGGUGUUGUUGUUCCACUUGGCAAACCAGUGGAACGUUCAUGCCCCAAGGGGAUGUUGUUGUACAACGAAUAUAUAGUGUACAAUGUGGAACAAAUCAAGAUGCGUUAUGUGAUCCAAGUCAAAUUCAACUACAAGCGCUAACACUUGUGUAUAUUUUUUGGACAUCAACAACUAAUUACCAAAAUCCCAACAAUUGUUAUUUCUUACAAAUAUUCGAGUAGCUUUUAUAAUUGGCUUGGGAUUUUUACCCAAUGAUUUAUUUA
Molecule: messenger RNA, 2147 nt
Organism: Capsella rubella
Lineage: Eukaryota; Viridiplantae; Streptophyta; Magnoliopsida; Brassicales; Brassicaceae
Product: poly [ADP-ribose] polymerase 2
Exons: 18
Coding region: 118-2025 (635 amino acids)
Molecular function (GO): NAD+ poly-ADP-ribosyltransferase activity
Source: RefSeq, a predicted model, not a curated record